CCUCCAUUGAUGUACAAAAAAAACUCAAAAACAACAAUCAUUGAACAAAGAAAUCGCGAUCAGAGGAGAAGAACCGAGUAGAAGGAGAGCUGGAAAUCAAAGAAACUCACCCAUGAUUGAAUCAGAAGGAGAAUUGAAGGAAACGGAACCAUUACAAAUAUUGGUGCAGAGCAAUGGGCAUUGGGAUGACAACAGAAACUAUGUUGAUUAUGAAUCAAGUGGAGAAUUAAUUUCGACCAAGUGCACUUUUGAGGAACUAAUGAGAAUAAUGAUGGAAGAACUCCAAUGCAACCAUGAAUCAACACAACUACAACUGAAAUAUCAACUGAAGGAAGGAGGCCAACCACUACAAAUCAAGGAUGACAAAAGUCUGUUGUUCUACAUAAAGCUAUUAACGAAGGAGGUUGAUUUCACAAGGUACCCAUUGUGUGUGAACAAAACCAGUAACACGGCACCACCUAACCAAACAAUGGUGUGGAACAAUAUGAUCAUGGAAUCGUAUGAGAACAACGCAGCACAGGAAGACUUGCAGCAACCUGGAAACAACACGGCAACAACUUCCAAGCAACAACUAUCUGCGCAGACGAUGGGAUCUGGUGAAGUUGAUGCAUUUUUCCUAGAAACAGUAACAGUGUCAUCAGAAUCAACCAUACAACAACCAGACAACAACAGAGAAAAAACUACAGCAGUAGAUGAAGAUUUCGACUUCACCGACUAUGCAAAGCUUGUGGCUGCAGAAAUGGUACAGCAACUAGAAAACAACCAGGAAGAAGAAGAGGAAGUGGACAACACAGAAAUGAUGAUCAUCAAUGACAAACGACAUGAAACAAUAGAGAAUGGGCAAAUUUACAAGGACAAAGAAACAUUGAUAAGUACACUAUGCUACUUUGCAAUCAAGAAGACAUUUCAAUACAAAGUAGUGAAAUCUUGCACAAAAGAAUACAACAUAGUGUGUUUGGACACAAACUGCAAAUGGAGUUUAAAGGCUACAAAAAAUGGAAACACAGAAACAUUCAUAAUAAGGAGCUACGAAGAAGAACACACAUGUGCAGUUACAAUAAGAUUUGGAGAUCAACGACAAGCUACAUCAAAGUUGAUAGCAGACUUUGUAAAACCAAAAUUCUUGAACCUGAAAACAAAGUGCAGCCCUGCAGACAUAAAGACAGAAAUGAAAGACAAAUACGGAAUAAAGAUGAAUUACAUGAAAGCAUGGCGUAGUAAAGAGCGAGCACAAACCCAGCUACAUGGAAAUGCUAAAGAGUCGUACAAUCUCUUGCCAAGAUACCUGUACAUGCUACAGAAAACAAAUCCAGGAACAUUAAUAGACAUAGAGAAAGAUGAUGAUGACAGUUUCAAAUAUGCAUUUGUUGCAUUGAAUGCUGCUAUAAAAGGUUGGCCAAACUGCAAACCAAUCAUCGUGGUAGACGGUACAUUCCUAAAGGCCGCGUAUGGAGGCACGUUGCUCACUGCCAACACACAAGAUGCAGAAUCUAAAAUUUUUCCACUAGCAUCUUUUGCAUAG
Cannabis sativa is the source of this 1522-nucleotide messenger RNA. RefSeq lists its product as uncharacterized. The record is from RefSeq and is a predicted model, not a curated record. The transcript is spliced from 3 exons. NCBI's taxonomy places the organism in Eukaryota, Viridiplantae, Streptophyta, Magnoliopsida, Rosales, Cannabaceae. Bases 113 to 1522 code for a protein of 469 amino acids.